This is a messenger RNA of Carassius auratus (goldfish), 12607 nucleotides long. RefSeq names its product trinucleotide repeat containing adaptor 6C2 (gene tnrc6c2). Gene Ontology annotation, molecular function: protein binding; nucleic acid binding. The coding region runs from base 735 to 6179 and encodes 1814 amino acids. NCBI's taxonomy places the organism in Eukaryota, Metazoa, Chordata, Actinopteri, Cypriniformes, Cyprinidae. Gene Ontology annotation, biological process: miRNA-mediated post-transcriptional gene silencing; positive regulation of nuclear-transcribed mRNA poly(A) tail shortening. The record is from RefSeq and is a predicted model, not a curated record. Gene Ontology annotation, cellular component: nucleoplasm; P-body. The transcript is spliced from 23 exons.
CGUCUGCUGUGUUGAUACCGAACAAAAUGGCUGCAGAGGUUUGAUCCUGACCCGACAGUCUCAGCGCUUUCUCCGGACACUCCGCACUUAUCCCUGGAUAUUUCCACUGUCGUUUUAAAAGCAUCUCUGGAUUGUUCGACACGACUGCAGCCAGACUGCUCGCCACAUCGCUCGCUAUCUUUAUUUUUGCACUUUAAUGAAGCAGCUUGCAUCGUAUAAUUUCAUGUCAGUAUACCAGACAGUAACGUUAGCAGCUUCAAACUGCCCUUUUCCUUUACUUGCACCGUAGAUGAGAUGCUAUUUCUGAUGACCACUUUAUGCCACUGUAAUUGACAAACUGCCUCGCUGAUUUAAUGUAUUUUUCCUGGCUUUUCGAGUGUAUUUAUGUCAUGGAAAUGUCAUCUGCUGUUUUUCCAGCAUGCAAGCUUCUAUAAUCUCCAUCAGAGCCCGAGGCUCUGAGUCUGCAUAGAAAUUUCACAACAGUCCUUUUCCCUUUGCAUACUGAAUUUUGCGUUUAUUUUUGUUCUGUUGCCUUUUUGGGACUCUUUCAGCUGCUCAUUCAGUACAGUGUUACCUGGGUCUGUCUGUUUUUACGGGUACAUUUUUUUUUUCGGGAAAAAAGGCCUUUUAUACCGCCGUACAACAUGCAACACUUUUUUAAAGAAAGCUGCCAAAGCUCGACUUGUGAACAAAAAGCUGAGAGAAGCUGAACAUCACGAGGAGAUAACCAUUUGAUGGAAGAAAAGAAAACGCUAGAAGAAGAGACAAAGAAGGAUACUACUCAGAAAACGGACACUGAACAGAAAACCAAAGUGCCAGACUCUGUUAAUCCCAAUUCCACCAUCCCUUCAAGCCCCAUUCUGUCCUUGAACCUGCCUGUACCCUCUGCUGCCACCACCAGCAAUGGCAAGCGUAGCCCUUGUAAUUCCCUGCAACAUCAGUUACACCCAUUACAGCAGCCCAGUCCCCGAUAUGUGCCCAGAGAGGUUCCUCCACGCUUCCGACAGCAGGAGCAGAGGCAGCUACUGAAGAGGGGUCAACCUUUACCUACAGGCACUCUGAACCCGACCUCUGCUUGCACUCAGUCCGGUGUCAUCUCCCCUCCCGAGACGCCCACCAGCAAACGGCACACGGGACUUUCUCAUCAAAGUGGACUGAGAGCCCAGCAUGAAAAUUGUCUUUGGAGCAUCCCAGUCAGCAAAAGCAACAGCAGCAACUGUGAUAAAGUGAUUAUUAACUGUAACGACACCGACACUUGGCCUUCCAAUAGAUACGGCAACAGCCAACAGACACCAGAAUGCACCUUGAACCCUGAACGCACAUCAGAGGUCGUCAGCAACAGUAGCAGCACUAUUAUGGCUACAGGAGCUAGCCAGCAGGGUCAUUACCCAUUUAGCAAAGCCAGCAUUAAUCUCUCUUCUAAUAUGGUCUCUAGUCAAAGUGGACCCACCAGGGGCUGGGUCUCAGAGGGAAAGAUUGACUUGUCCAUGGGCAGUAGAGGGCAGUCCAACUGGGGUGCCUCUAAUCUUAACUUAAAUCCCAGUGCUAACCCUGCUGCUUGGCCAGCACUUGGACAUGAGGGUCCUGGGGUAGGGUCAGGCCCUAGUAGCAUGGUUUGCUCAAAUCCACUUUCGCUCAGUAUGUGUGGCCAAGGAGGAGUGGCACCACCUCAUGGCACCAAUGGAAAUAGUUGCAUUGGUUCAAUGGAAAUUGGAAACCUGGUAGGGGACUGUGCAUGGGGCAACCCGGAUGUCCCAGAACAGCAUCAGUCACCCACAAAUGUAUCUUUCAACAUGAAACCUCCUAACCUUACAAGUGAUGGACCAAAUAACACUAAACCAGAGCCAAUGAGUCCAGUGAACAGCUGGAGAGGAAACCUCAGUCAGUCACCUACUGAGCCUGCCAGUGAAGAUGGAACUGCCUUCUGGGGCAACGGCAAUGCCAAAAAUGCAGAAUCAAAGGACGCAGGCUGGGAUUCUGCAGGCAUUUCCUCUUGGGGGCAGGGGGGAGGUAGCAGUGGUGGUGGCUGGGGUGACUGGGGCAAACAACCAAGCACUGAAGGUACAGGAUGGGAUGUGAAUGAUGGUCCUUCCCAUGACCAUAUGAGUUCCUGGGGCCCUGAUACUCCAGCAAGUGAGGGCAGCAGGGACAGUAGUGAGGGCCACCCACGAAGAAGAGAAAGGUCCUCAAGUGAUGAUUUGGCCCCUUUGCUCCCAAGACAGGACUUGGACCCACGUGUCCUCUGCAACACAGGCUGGGGACAGACUCCAGUUCGCCAACACACUGUUUGGGAAAUGGAAGAAAGUCCAGACAAAAAGAAUGGUGCAGAGACUGAUGUCUGGGGGUCUUCCUCCCACACACCUUCAUCUGGACCUGCACCACCUCCUCCAGGAUGUGCCAGUCCCAACCUCAGUGUACCUCCUAGAAUGGAGACAAGCAAGAGUGAGGGAUCUUGCAGAGCCAUACCAAAUGCAGGCUGGGGAGGAUCAGUCUCAGUCUCUUCUCAGCAUAACAGUGGAUGGGGGGAACCUCCUGCAAAUAAAAAGGUUCCCAAUGGAUCCCAGUGUAGCUGGGGUGAUCCUGUUGCUGAAGGUCCCAAUACCAGUGGUUCUAAUGGCCAAUCCUGGGCUGAAGAAAAGUCCCCUAGCUGGAAUGAUGGUACUUCUCAGAAGAAAACACAAGGUUGGGGUGAUGGAACCAAAACUUCCUUAGGCUGGGGAAGUAGUGGGAGUGGGAAUAGUGGAGAGUGGGGUGACCCUUCAGAAAUGCGAAAGAAUGGGUCUGGAAGUUCCUCCUGGGACCCUGACAACAGAAACUGGAAAGAAACACAGAGAGGAUGGGGUAAAGCAGCACCAGCACAGAGUGGUAGUUGGGGUGAUGCUCAACAUUCCAAUGGUUCAGCCCAAGGUUGGGGUGGAAAACUUCAGGAAUCCACAUGUGGCAACGGUGGAGCUGGAGGAAUAGGAUCAUGGGGCAGCCCAAAUUCUGAGCAACAGAAACAGAGCAACUCUGGCUGGGCAUCAGGAGGGCGACAGGAGCUGGGAGAUGAGGCCACAGGCUGGGAAGAACCCUCUCCUUCUUCUAUUCGUCGCAAAAUGGAAAUUGAUGAUGGGACCUCCACCUGGGGGGACCCCAGUGCUUACAGCAAGAGUGUAAACAUGUGGGACAGGAAUAACUCCCAAAAUAAUCCAGGAACCAGCAACAGUGGCAACAAUAAUAGCCUCACUGGGCCAAACAACAAUAGCAAGCCUCACCAACACCACAGCCAAGGUCCCACUCAGAACCAUGUCAGUGGGAGCAACAACAAUGGUUCACCCAAUCAAGGUGAAUCUCCUCUCAACAGAAUGCCCGUGGUGAACCCAGGCUGGGGAGAGCCUAGUAAUGUACAGCCAAACUCCGAACCCUCUUCAUGGGGCGAGCCAGCCAAUUCUAACUCUUCUGUGGACAAUGGAACUUCAACUUGGGGCCAGCACUCUAGGGGCUGUGGGGGAUGGGGUGAAGGUGGCCAUGACUCCAGUGGACCCUAUGGAAGAGGAAAUGCACCUGCUGGAUCAGGCUCCUGUCAGGAAGGUCCAAAAUCUAUGCAAGAUGGCUGGGGAUCAGGAGGGGAAGAGCUUGGCAUGAACACUGGCCAAUGGGAUGCUGAUGAUGGUGACAUGUGGAAUAGUUCUACAUCCCAAGAUACCUUGUGUAACUCCUGGAGUCAAUCCAAGAAGGGCCCACAAAGGGGCAAGGUCUUCAACAGACAGGAUGAUGUUUGGAUUAUGACCAGACUUAUCAAGCAGCUUACAGAUAUGGGUUUUCCAAAGGAUCCUGCAGAAGAAGCCCUAAAGAGCAACAACAUGAAUCUGGAUCAGGCCAUGAGUGCUUUGUUGGAGAAGAAAACUGAACUGGACAAACGGGGAAUGGGCAUGUCAGACUACAGUAAUGGAAUGAAUAAACCCGUUGUGUGCCGACCCACAAACCUCUCCAAAGACCACUCACUGGAUCGUGCCCCCUUCCUAGACAAGGAUGGUAGGCUGUCAGAUGAUGCUUCAACCUCACAGUUUAUGCCUUCUCCUGGCCUCAAGCUCCCAUUGGCCAAUAGCAGCCUCCCUAGCCACGGAUUGGGUGGGGUCUCCUCUGGCCUGUCCAUGCAAAACUUGAACAACAGACAGAUGCAGAAUGGAAUGUUCGGCACUAACGGAGCAGCACAAACUCGGGUCAUGCAACAGCAGGCCCCGCCCCCUCAACCACCAGUGCCACCUCUUAGCUCCGCCCAGCCUACUCUACGUGCUCAAGUGCCUCAGCUUCUCAACCCUCAGGUUCAAGCACAGCUCUUACAGUUUGCGGCAAAAAACAUUGGACUGAAUCCUGCACUUUUAACCUCACCAAUAAAUCCUCAACAAAUGACCCUGCUGUACCAACUACAACAACUGCAGGUGGCUUAUCAGCGUUUGCAGAUUCAGCAGCAAAUGAUGCAGGCUCAGCGUAAUGUCUCUGGUCCCAUCAAACAACAAGAGCAGCAAGUUGCACGUACAAUCACAAACAUGCAGCAGCAGAUCCAGCAGCACCAGCGUCAGCUGGCCCAGGCCCUGCUUAUGAAACAGCAGCAGCCUCCACCUUCCUCUCACACUGGCCUGCACCCAAAUCUUGGCAAGGCAAGCCUGGAUACUUUCACAGGUCAUCCUCACACUUCAUGCCUCUCCGUCUCAGACCUGCAGACCAAAGAGCAGCAGUCUUCUCCAAACUCCUUCAGUCCUUAUACACUCUCUGGUUUGAACCCGAACAUGAAUGUAAACUGUAUGGAGGUGAGAAGUCUAUCUCUUAAAGACCAACCUCAGCCUCAAUCCCGGCUCUCGCAGUGGACUCAUUCAAACUCCAUAGAUUCCCUGUCAGCUAGCGCUCAGCACUUGGAAGCAAACCUCAAUAAGCACGGUUCAAUCUCUUCUGCUCAGUCCCAUGUUCCUGUCGGAAAGAACACCAUGGAAGAUUCUUUCAGCCCAUACAAUUUGAUGUCAAGCUCCGAAUCCCCCACCAGCACCUUGGUGUCUCCAGAGAGCUGGACACAAGGCAAAAGUCACAAUGAGAAAAUGUCUAAUAACUCCAAUAUCAACUGGCCUCCUGAAUUCUGCCCUGGGGUGCCAUGGAAAGGUCUUCAGAACAUUGACCCUGAGAAUGACCCCAACAUGACCCCGGGAAGUGUUCCAAGUGGCCCCACCAUUAACACUAACAUACAGGAUGUGAAUCGCUACCUGUUACGUGACAGGACUGGGGCCUUUUCCCCAUCUCCGUUUGGGACAGUGUCUUCCUCGAGUGAAUGGUCAGUCAGUGCCUGUAACUCAUUCAGUCUGUCCCCUCAGAACGAGAGGGAUGCUAACAGUCCAGGAAAACUCUUGGAAAUGAAGUCUACCUGGUCCCCUGGACCCAUCUCCCACACACAGGCCUCUUUAUCUCAUGAGUUAUGGAAGGGUUCUCCAGGGACACGUAACUCCUGUGCUCCCUCACGCCCCCCUCCAGGCCUGACCAACACCAAGCCCUCCUCCACCUGGGGAGGAAACUCUCUUGGCCUCAGCCAGGGCUGGACCAGCUCUUACUCCUCAGAAGGGGGAACUUGGAGCUCUGACAGUCCCAACAGAGGAAGCAGCUGGCUGGUGCUGAGAAACCUCACUCCUCAGAUUGACGGCUCCACCCUGCGGACUCUGUGCAUGCAGCACGGCCCUCUCAUUACCUUCCAUCUGAACCUGACGCAGGGCAAUGCUGUUGUACGUUAUAGCUCCAAGGAGGAGACUGCCAAAGCCCAAAAAUCCCUACACAUGUGUGUGCUGGGUAACACUACCAUCCUGGCAGAGUUUGCCGGUGAGGACGAAGUGAACCGCUUCUUUGCACAGGGCCAGUCCCUUACCCCCACCACCAGCUGGCAGGCCAGCCCAGCACCAGGCUCCAAUCAACCCCGGCUGUGCAACCCUGCUGCCAGCCACCCCACAGGCCUCUGGAGCGGGGGUGGAGGAGGUAGCAAGACCGUCUGCAGUACCGGGAACAGCAGCAGCGGAAACGGAAGCGACCUGCUGUGGGGAGGUGUGCCACAGUACUCCAGUUUGUGGGCUCCCCCAAAUGGAGACGACACCAGGGUAAUCGGCAGCCCCAUCCCAAUUAACACUCUGCUCCCGGGAGACCUGCUGAGCGGAGAGAGCAUGUAGGAUGUAUCGGACAUCAUAAACCAACAAAGUCAAAAGACCUAAUGGAUCAAAACCCAAGCAAAUCAAUGUGGCGAUAAUCAUUUUUUGUGGAGCUGUAAUGGAGGUUUAGGGUGAAACAAAGCUGCAAACCUCCCAAUGCUGUUUAUUUGUCCUCUGGUUUUUACGUCAGACUCUCUGUUGUGUUCGUGGAUCUUGUUCUUAGUGUUCAAAGACCUUUGAAAGCAAGAAUCAGUAGAAGCAGAAACCUUUUAAUGCUUUUUUUUAUUUCCAAAGGUUUUUUUUUCUCAGAAGUGUUGUUCAGGAGAAGCCAUCAGCGAGGCAGCCAUCUGAAAGCGACCCAGGCACAGUGAGACCUCGUGACACCUUUCCCUAUAACGACACUGUUCUGAUGAUUGGAACGAUCCUGGUACUUUUUUGGUUUUCAAUUUUGCAUAGUUUCUUCAGAACUUAUAUUAGCCGUAAGUGCUCUCUCUCCAGGUCCUCCUUGAAAUGUUACUUUUUUUUAAAACCAACAAGAAAAAAACUAUCAAAAAAAAAAAAAAAAACUUUGUAUCUUGCACAGUUCUGUUUCUGAGCCAGCGAAUAGGCCAGAGCAAAUGAGAAGAACACUCCUAGCAGUGGCCUGUCAGCAUGACUAAUCACCAAUGAUCUUUUUUCUUUAAUUCUUUUAGUUUUACAAAAGGGAGCUGCACUGCUCUUUGAUUUCUAUUGACUCAUGCCAGUUUGUUUUUACAAAAAUAUGUGUAUGGUUUAAAAAAUAACAAUAAUAAGCUGAAUGUUAAGCUUUGAUGUAGAUGAAUGGAUGUCAGUGUGUCUGCUGGAACUUGACCAAGCAUCUGUGCGCGAGAACAUAACCACUGUUAAAACGCUCUCAGUGGAGGCUUUUUAAGUAUACCUUAUGGACUUCAGUGCUGAACCAAUCAGAAGUUAUUCAGUUACUAUGUGAAGUAUCUGGUUGGCCACUUUCAUUGAGAUACUAUCAAGAAAAGAAACUCAUUCUGAUGCAUUGUGCAAUAGAAGCCAGAGACCCUUUCUUCCGUCCACACUGAAGCUUACUGAAACUUAAGACUCCUUUUUUUUUUCUCGAAGAUUUUUGAAGAAUUUAACCUUUGAACUCAUUUUCCCAUCUUGCCUCUGUCCGUCUGGCUUGCUGGCUGUUCGGUAUUUGCGUGGAAAGGAGAAACUGUUAAUUGUGUUUGACAUCACUCCAUGCAGUUUUAAACUCGGCAUGUGUUGGAUCUCACAGUCUCCCAGCCACUUCUUCACCAAACAGAAACGGAAUCCAAAGCAGAGGCACAUGGCAUGGGAGUCAGGCACAAUACCAAAUACAAUGGGUUUCUCUUAAUGCAGUACAGAAUAAGAGACCUUUGCAUUUGGUACAAACAUAAAAGACUUCUACGUUUUCUAUGUCUCUUCUUAAAGGGGUAUUAUCAUAGCACUUAUUAAAAGAGUUAUGCUCCUUCUGUGAAGCCAAUAAAUCAGAUAAAUGGAGUGUAUAGUUAGAAAAAAAAAAAAGAAAAAAAAAAACCUUCUUAUGGCAACUUUUAACUUUUUUUUUUUUCCUUUGUUUUUGUACCUUACUGGUAAUCAAAAAAAAUGCAUUUGUUUGUCGUCCAUCUCUGGUCCAGAAACUUGAGUGCAAAAAAAAAAUCAGAAUGAAGGGAAGAACAAAUUCUACAAUCAUACAAAACUUGCAAUGUAUGUUUUAUUGUGUGUCUGUACUUUUUCCCCCUCUCUUUUAAAGUGAAUGUCAUUGUUACUCAAAUGAAAUAGUCUAAUGUCUUUAUCUGUCUGGAGGAGGCACCUCGAUUAGAAAAAGAUUGAAAAGGUGAAUGUGGAAACUGAUAGGAGGAGGUUUGAUUCUCCAACGCAACUUCUCCGUGCACCUACUACAAUGGAAUGCAAGGCAGGACAGUAAAAUGACGUCUUGAUAUGGACAUUGGCGUCAUCAUUUAUCGUAUGCGUCCUUGUUGUAGUAACUAAGGUACGGAUCUUCGAAUGUCCCCCGUUCCUUCUCCAGAUAACAUCACACCUCUCAUGGUCAUUGCAUGAUCUUUUUCGCUGGAGCUUGAGAUGGAAUGGAAUUGCCAGUGUUGUGAAAAGUUUUUUUUGUGUGUGUGUGUUUUUUUUUCACAUUCUGUUGGUCUUCAUGCAGUGUUCUUGAACUGCCUUCAGUGCAGGUGCCUCUGUAUACCUGUCCUGUAUAACGAAUGCAAAUGAAGAUCUAUGGUGUGGGCCAUAUUUUUUUUUUUUUUUUUUUGGCUGUUAACAGUGUUCUUAGGUCAUUUAGAUUAGGGCCUCUUCUGUUGAUGCACCUCACCCUGGGUGUCCCACCUCUAACUCAGCUGCUAACAUCCUCUUUUCUCUUGUGUGGCCUCGGUGAAGCCAACCCUGUUGUCGAGACAAGUCGCCCGUACUUGAAAAGCCCUGUCCGAGCAGCGUUUCUGUGGACAGACUCUUUCUGCCACUGGCUGUUUAACUACAGCACACGGUAUGCUGUCACUAUGCAAAGUUAGAGAAGAUGGGCAAGUAAUGUCAGCCCUGUGCCAAUCUGGAACUAUCCCACAGUCCUCCCAUAAUACUUUCUCACAAACUCGAGGUCAUUGCCAUUCUUGUAAACUUCAAGCCAAUUUCAUUUUUCGGAGGUCUGUGUGGUAAUUCUGCUGAAUUUGAUAAAUCUCAUUUCAAUGCAAUCUCAGGGCACGACAAGAUGAACUAAAUUUAUGUUUAUUGAAAGUUGGUCGUUUUGACGAUUUAUCAUUUGUAAGUGGUUUUACACAUUCAGCGAUGUGUAUGCAGCUUACAAAGUGUACAUUAAAGAAACGCAAGAGGAUAUUUAACAGUGGGGCAAUACAUUUAGGAGGGUGGCUAGUUUAGGUCUGCUGCAGAGCCAUCAGUUCAUUUAUACAGUAAAUGGGACCUGCGUAUCUUACCUCUCUGCUGCUGGUUGUGUUGAAUUCCCCUUAUGGUCUCAUGUGCCAAUAUAUACAUAGAUAUAUAUGUAGAGUACACUGUGGCAUCUCUGACUUCACAUCUUAAAUUCCAGUGUGUGUCGUUUUGUUGUAGAGCACUUCUGUUUGGAGGCACUUUGAUGAUUCUUGUGUGUUUGAGGUGGGGUUGGGUUGGAAAGGGUUGAGGAUAUUCGUCAGAUAUAUUUGUCACCUCAUGCUGACUAUUUGUGAUAAUCUUGUUGCUGUCAUUGGAAUAAUCCUUUAUAACAAGCAAGAACUUUAACAGCAUUGGGGAUUAUGGUGUGCUGAUGGCAUACAGAUCACGAGUGAUCCCUGGUACUUUUUUUGAAUACCAAAAAUGUAAUAGCAUUUUAAUAUCUUGUUUAUAAAAGUUUGACAAAAACACAAUUGAAAAUGCACUUCUUGCUGAUAUGAUCUCCUGCUUGCUGGUCACAUUCUGAAGGUUGACCGCAAGCUGGAGGGCCUUUUGUGUAUGCUGUAUUAACUGUUUGUAAAAAUGGGGACUGAAAAUGAACUGUGCAUUUCCAUCUCAGUUUCAGUUCGUUUUGGGCCUUUAUGCUGUAUAAACCUUUUUUGUUCUUUAGGGAAAAGACAUUUCAGCAGAUGUGUCUUAAGAAAUUAAAGUGACUUUUUUUUCUGUUUCGGGGUGGGGGUGGGGGUGGGUAUCACUGUUGCCUGUGUAUGUAACUGCCUUGUUCCAAACUCAGUCGCAGCUGACUGACAGUGAACCACAAUGUGGCUGUAUUUCCAAACAGCCAAACAUCACAGGAAGUCUCUGGUGACACCAGCAUAGGUAGACUACAGCUAAACAUUAUCUUGUAUAUUAUCAUGCUCAUUAUGUAGGAAAAAAAAUGCUAUCAGAUUCUGAAUCCUUCCCUUGUGAAACUAAUGGGUAAAAUAUAAUUAGAAUUAAGCAAUAGACCUUGAUCCUUACAGUGUGUCAUCUGAGAGAAUUUUCCUAAAGGAGUGAUCAAUGAUAGAUAUGAACCAAACAGUCUUACUGGAGAAGCAUGUUUAAAAUUAAUUGACACCGGACAUACAUGCAGUAUUUGUGUAUACCUUCAAUCAUUAUGUUGUAUCCCUUAAUUAUGAACCAUGUUUUUAUCUCUAGGCAAAGAAUGAAAAAUCAUAAACAUAUCAAAAUAAAUAUCUUCACCGAUACUUGAAUUGAAGUGCGCCAAUUGUAAAAUGUGAAUUUAUUUUUUUCUUACAUUUUUGUUUGGGUCUGACCCUUUCAAGGGUAUUGAUACCAUGCUCACAAGAUUUAACAUUCUUCACUAUAAAAAAAAAAAAAGCGAUCUUAAAAAAAAAAAAAAAAAGUUUGAAUGUGUUUGGUUUUGUAUGUGCGCUCUCUAAUCACUGCUUCUUGUCACGGGGCGACUGUCUGCAUUUAUAAUCCAUUCAUUUACUUACAGUAAUAUGUUGUACUGUCUGUUAUUUGUGUGUUUUAAAAAUUGUUCAAACAUGGUUACUAUCUAGCAUUGCACUGAGUGUCUUUUUUUCCCUUGCUCAGCUAUACUAAAAAACUGAAAACUGCAGGGGAGAUGAUGACAUUUCAUGUGUUACUGUUUACUCAAGGACUUUAUGGAUUUAUUGUCAUCUUAAAAUGUUUAAAACCUGUAAAAUUGUAUCCUCAUAGUGGCUUUUAUUGUGGAUUCAUUCCCACACAAGUUAUCAUUUUGAAGAGUGUUGCAUCAUUUCAAUUGCAUUAUUAAAUUAAAUAAAUACAAAAAAAAAAACUGAGCUUUGGCUAUAGUGAGAAAGUUGGUAGAGAAGCAGUUACAUUCAUGGAUGAACAGUAAAGAUGACCAGAUGCUAGUUAGUGACAUUCUGACUCAUUUCAAAAGGUGCCUCUCUUCCAUUCUGUGAAAUUCUUUUUCUUUUCAAAUCUACCUACCGUUUACAAAUGGUUGAAUUGUCUGAACUUGCAAAAAUAAAAGAAAUUGAUUACAAGAAUGCAAGAUAAAAAAACUUCCAUUUAAAUAAAUAAAUUUAAAAAAAAAACCUUUUAAAAUGAAGAUGUAUGCUACUUGCUGAACUCUGGGAUUGUUUCAGUGUUGCAUUGUGUUUUGCUUAUAAAUUACAUUCUUGUUGCUUAAACUGAUGCCGAAGCUUUCAUUUCUGUAAAUGUAACAUGAUUCUGUCACUGUCUUGCACACUGACAGGGGACUUGGAUAUUUUCUCAGGAAGAUUAGGGGUCCAGAGUUACAGUUCCACUGUUACGAUGUUGAUUAUCAUGAGAAUUUAACAAGUGGGUUAAUGAAAGAAGAAAAAAAGAUGCUGAUAGAAAUCCAGCUGUAAGCACUGAAGGUUAUGGAUUUAAAAAUGUCUUUUUGAAUUUGAAUCCGUAGCAGAUACACAUUUACCAAAUAUUAGAUUCGUAGUGAACCUAUGCGUAAUAUUUCUUGGAAUACUUUCUAUCUGAAAUAUGUUUGUUUGAAUCUGUCGCUUUAUGUACAAAUACAGUUAUGUUUAUUGGUUAGGUUGUGGAAGGACCUACCACUGUUUGAUUUUACCUUGCCUGAUGUUUCUCAACGAGGUCCAGUAAAAGAUGCUUGAUAUUCCAUCCUCUUGUCUUUACUUGUUUUAAAAAAAAAUUCAGUAGAGGCCUGAAUGCAAAGGCCAGAGAAUUGUAGAUUAACACAGAACUUGAACUCUUACCAGAGCUUCUUACUAGUUUUUAGAGUUAAUUCUCCAUCAAGUUUUAACACUAGAUGCAGAAAUAAGAUGUUGUGAAAGGAUUAAGAAUCUAUGCACAAGUUUGAGGGGGACAGUAUGUCUGGACUCGCUAUUGUUACUGGGGGUGGUGGGGGGGGUCCAGUUUUCAUUUUAAUCAGCAGAAAGUGUCAUCAUCACUGUCUCUCAACCAAGGAUCAUCAUCAACCAAGCACUGUGGGUUUAUGCAAAUCUCUGACUUUCUUGUGUGUAAUGAUGGGUUGUUAAAGGGAAUUAAACUGUUUCUCUUUAUUGUUCAGAUAUUAAGAACAUGACUGUACUGAGAUUUAACUAGUUGUUGUUGUCCCCCCCCCCCCCACCCCCACCCUUCUUACCCUAGCUGACACAAAAAUGAAAAUACUGUCAUCAUUUACUCUUUCUCUGGUUGUUCCAAAUCUGUACGACAUUCUUUCUUCUGGUGAAAACAGAAGAAGAUAUUUUGAAAAAUGUUGGGAACCAGAUAGUUGCUGGUAGCCAUUGACUUCCAUAGUUCCUUUUCUCUCUCUCACUACACUAUAGAGAUACCAACAACUGGUUACCUACAUUCAUCAAAAUAUCUUCUUCUGUGUUCAAUAGAGGAGAGAAGUUUAUACCCGUUUGGAACAACAUGAUGAUGACAUUUUCACUUUUGUGCGAAAUAUCCUUUAAUAGAAUGUGAUAGUUGAGGACUUGCACCGAAAAAGUCUUUCCAUGUGGUAUGGAGAUUAUUUCAGCCUAUAUUAAUAAACAGCAUUUUUCCUC